AUGGAAUCGUCAUCUUUUAAGGUUAUUAUUGUUGGUGGCGGCCCGGUUGGCUUGACUGCCGCCCACGCCCUUUGUCACGCCGGCAUAGACUUUGUCGUCUUGGAGCAAAGGGAGUCCGUUGUCCUUGACCAGGGUGCCAGUUUGGUCCUUGCAGCACAUAGUCUACGAGUAAUGCACCAAUUCGGUCUGCUGGACGAGCUGAUGAAGGUUGGAUGUGAGCUGCAGUGCCACCAGUCUUUUACUCGAGAAGGAUAUCGAUUCUGCCAUUCAGAUACUUUCUCGAUAAUGAAGAAGAACCAUGGAUCAGCACCUGUAGCAUUUCACCGGGCCAAGCUCGUAGAAAUCCUCUACAAUAGACUUCCGGCCAAAGCAAAAGAGCGGUAUUUUCUAAAUAAGAAGCUCACCGGAAUCGAAUCGGACGAGAAAGGCGUCAGCGUCAUCUGUGCCGACGGCAGUACAUACCGUGGAUCGAUGAUCCUGGGAGCAGAUGGUACGCAUAGCAAAACCCGUCGGUUGAUGCGAAGUUUGGCUAUAGCGGAGAACCCCCAGCGUGACUGGGACGAGGAGAAACCCUUUCCGGCACAGUACAGAUGCAUGUGGUGUAGCUUUCCACGACCAGCAGAAAUGGGCCAAUUUUGCGAAACACAGUCCAAGGACCGCUCUGUUAUGUUCAUCACCGGUCAAGAGCGAGGCUGGAUCUUCCUGUACGAGAAGCUACCUGUACCGACGAGCGAGCGUGUUGUUUACACCGAUCAGGACAUAGAAAGCUUUGCGCAGGAGUUCGCCGAGUAUCCCAUUUCGGGAACGUUGAAGGUAAAGGAUGUCUAUGCGAAGCGACUGACGGCAGGAAUGGCCAAUCUGGAAGAGGGAAUUCUGAAGUACUGGAGCUGGGGACGAAUUGCUCUCGCAGGCGACGCAUGUCACAAGUACACCCCCAACGCUGGCCGUGGGCUGAAUAACGGAAUUCAGGAUGUCGUGGUGCUGUGCAAUAAGCUUCACGGUAUGCUGAGGUCAAAUUCUAGUUGUCCGAUUGGUGUUGCUCAUCUGCACAAUGUCUUUGAGGAAUACCAAAAGUCGAGGGAAGCCCCCUUGCGGGACGAUGCUAAAGAAUCGUUGUCCAUAUCACGUAUGCACGCCUGGGCCAAUGCUUUCUAUUACAUCAUGGCUCGUUACAUCAUGCCAUGUGAAAUUAUCCGGUGGUUCCUGUUCAACUUCGUUGCGGUGAGAGCUAUGCGGAAGGGGUGUGUGCUAGAUUAUAUUCCUGCAAGAGAGCCGCUGCAGGGGCUGGUCACAUGGGAGCACCAGAUGAAGAGUGACUUUAAUGAGGCAUGA
Molecule: messenger RNA, 1332 nt
Organism: Aspergillus nomiae NRRL 13137
Lineage: Eukaryota; Fungi; Ascomycota; Eurotiomycetes; Eurotiales; Aspergillaceae
Product: FAD-dependent oxidoreductase
Exons: 2
Coding region: 1-1332 (443 amino acids)
Molecular function (GO): FAD binding
Source: RefSeq, a predicted model, not a curated record